Molecule: messenger RNA, 1709 nt
Organism: Pundamilia nyererei
Lineage: Eukaryota; Metazoa; Chordata; Actinopteri; Cichliformes; Cichlidae
Gene: faxdc2
Product: fatty acid hydroxylase domain containing 2
Exons: 9
Coding region: 113-1141 (342 amino acids)
Biological process (GO): lipid biosynthetic process
Molecular function (GO): oxidoreductase activity; iron ion binding
Source: RefSeq, a predicted model, not a curated record
AGCUGACCGGGAGUCAGCCAGUGAGAAGUCGCUGGCUGUUGUAAAUAAACUGCUUCUUUCCAGAGCUGCUGAACAGCAGCGGCCGGUGCGGGACUGUGAGCAGCGGGCAGACAUGUCGGUGGAAACAGCAGCCAGCGGUGCGAGGGAAGCUGAGGAGAGCAGAGGAAGCAGCGGCCGACAGGAGGGCCCCGGAGGACUGUGGGACUCUGUGAAGAAAGCCGGGUUCGUCAUUGGAUCUGGGAUCUUAUUCUUGGCUGCGUUCGGGAACUCACUGACAUGGCACCUUCAGAGAUUCUGGGGAGCUUCGGGAGAUUUUUGGCAGAACUUGUGGACCAAGUUGUACGUGGCAUACGAGGGCCACGACGCUUCUUUGUUCUUCCUGGGGACCAUGCUUGUUCCCACUCUGGCCUUUUGGGGGUCAAAUGCUCUCCUGCUGUGGGUGGACAUCACUGGCACACCGUCCUUCAUCACCCGCUACCGUAUCCAGUUGGACAAGAACAACCCAGUGGAUCCAGCUAAGCUGCGCCAAGCCUUGAAGUGUGUCCUCUUCAACCAUGUGGUAAUCUCCGGGGCCAUGACUGUGGUUGUUUACUACCUGAUGAGCUGGAGAGGAAACCCCUGUGGCCCCGAGCUGCCCACCUUUCACUGGGCCCUGAUGGAGCUGGCCGCCUUCGCCAUCUUGGAGGAGAUUUUCUUCUACUAUUCACACAGGCUGUUCCACCACCCCAGCCUCUACAAGCAUUACCACAAACAGCACCACGAUUGGACCGCUCCCAUCGGUAUUGUCUCCAUCUACGCUCAUCCUCUGGAGCACGUGAUCUCCAACUUAUUGCCGGUGGUAAGCGGGCCGGUUCUUCUGGGCUCCCACGUGUCCACCACCUCCAUGUGGUACUGCGUAGCUCUGGUCAGCACCACCAUCUCCCACUGCGGAUACCACCUUCCUUUCCUGCCUUCUCCUGAGUUCCAUGACUUCCACCACCUCAGGUUCAAUCAGUGUUUUGGCGUUUUCGGCAUCCUGGACAGGCUCCACAGCACAGACAGCAAGUUCCGUCAGACCAAACAGUACGAGCGCCACACUCUGCUCACCAGCUUCACCCCGCUGAACGAGAGCAUCCCUGACACACAAAAGAAGGGCCAGUGAGGACUGCAACGGUCGAAUCUUAUGCGGGGAUAUGUAAUUCCCCAAUCGAUCUUAAAAACUUUGAUUUUUUUUUUUAAUAUUUUGAAUCUUCAGUCAAGUUUGACUGUCAAAGUUUGCCGAGCCUCUGCAGUCACCCACCUGACUUUUAUGUGCUAGUGUGUGGUCAUUGCACUAUAACAUACAGAUGUGAUUUUACUUUUAAGCUCGGUUACCUGUUAAUUUUUAACAAUAAAAAAGAAAGAAAGAGAGAAGUCAGGAUGGAAACAAGCUUUUCCUUUUUCUUGUCCGUUGUCUUGACAUUUGCUUCAUUUCACAUCUUUGAGUUUAGUCUGAAUUACAGUCAUCGGUGACUUAAGCUACAGCACAUUUGAAGUCUUUCUGUGAUUAACGGGGUGAAAGCAUGCAAGACAAAUGUGAAUGUUCCUGUUUGAUGUAUCUUAUUGUACUUUUAAAUGCAAUCGUUAAUUUCUAAUGAAUUCUUUAACUUCUUGUAAGUUUAGUAAAAGCACUUUCACCCAUUCAGACUCUUCUGUUGCGUUCACUGACCACUGGGACAGACGAGAAUCUG